Molecule: messenger RNA, 831 nt
Organism: Guillardia theta CCMP2712
Lineage: Eukaryota; Cryptophyceae; Pyrenomonadales; Geminigeraceae
Exons: 1
Coding region: 1-831 (276 amino acids)
Molecular function (GO): protein binding
Source: RefSeq, a predicted model, not a curated record
AUGCACAUAUGGAAGUUUGUUGCUUCUGAUUACUUGAUCAUUGGUGGAAAGGCUGAAUUUGAAGAGCUUUCCGGGCAUUCAUCGCUCGUAUCUUCGGUUUCUUUCAGUCCCCUGGGCGAUAUGUUGGCCUCCAGUGCGAUCAACAAUGAGAUCCGGUUGUGGAACUACACCUCAGAUGAGAAGAGAAGUGAAGUCAUCAAAACAUCCGCUGCCCACAGUGCCAUGGUCCUGGCGUUUAAUAAGGAUGGGAGCCUUGUUGCCUCUGGUGGGCGAGACAGGCGAAUCAAAUUGUGGUGCACCACAGGGAAGAAUGAGAUCUAUGACGCUUUCGAAGGCCAUGCCGGUAUGAUACAGGCUCUUGCGUUUUCUCCAGAUGGGAGUUUGCUUGCAUCAGGAAGCAGUGAUUGUACAGUACGGCUGUGGAACAUGCAGUCGCUAACAUCUUACAGAGAUCCUCUCCGUGGCCAUUACAGAGGUAUCCAUGCAGUCGCGUUCUCUCCCGAUGGUGUCCAUCUUGCGGCUGGCUCUGGUGACUGCCUCAUCUCUGUUUGGCAAGUGGCAACAGGAGAGCCCAAGGCUGAAGCACUGAAGGGACAUCUCUCCAGUGUCUUCUGCCUUGCCUUCUCGCCUGAUGGAAGAUAUCUGGCCAGUGGGGGUAACGAUAGAAUGGUGAGACUGUGGUGUUGCAGAACAUGGCAGCAGGUUCAGACCUUCAGAGGUCACAGUUCAGGAGUCUCGUCCGUGGCUUUCUGCAAGGGUGGACUGAUCCUGGUUUCAGGAAGUGGAGAUGGAACUGUCAGGCUCUGGGAUUUGAGGCAAAGGAUGGGAUGA